This is a messenger RNA of Corylus avellana, 1372 nucleotides long. RefSeq names its product HSP20-like chaperones superfamily protein (gene RTM2). Lineage: Eukaryota; Viridiplantae; Streptophyta; Magnoliopsida; Fagales; Betulaceae. Gene Ontology annotation, biological process: cellular response to heat. The record is from RefSeq and is a predicted model, not a curated record.
GUCCACAAAACCAUCAUCUUUUUUCAUCCAAAUUAAAGCAUCAUAUUUUGUCUGCAAAUAAAGAAAAACAAAGCAAGAGAAAUGGCUAUGAGGCAAAGAUCUGGAGGAGUUACUGCUACCCUUCCACGACAAUCUGCCCUUUCUACACAUGAGGAUUUCGAGCCAAAGUCAGAGCGGAAGGAAGAAGCAGCAGCUACUGUUAUAGUUAUUCAUCUUCCAGGGUUUGUGAAGGAGAGAGUACAAAUCACAUUUGUGCAAACCCCUCGUAUCUUAAGAGUUAAUGGAGAGCGACCACUUGCAGACAAUAAUAGAUGGAGCCGUUUCAACCAAGCUUUUCCAGUUCCAGAAAAUUGUGACGUUGAUAAAAUUGAAGCCAGGUUUCAUCAGGGAAGUCUCACAAUCACCAUGCCCAAGAAGGGCAUUCGUCCAGCUGAAGUAGCUAAAACAAUCCAAAACCCUACAAGCACUCCAAAUUCUGGAGCAGAUCAGCCAAAGCGUCAAGAAGUUGCAGAGGAGAUUCCUCCUCCUAAGCCUACUUCAGCUAAAACAGAGCCCCAAAGAGCUCCAAGUCCUCCGAAGCCUGUUGCGGAGCCAAAGCUUCAAAAGGAUUUAGAGGAAAUUUUUCGUAAGCCUACUUUUGUGACAACAACUCAAAAAGUUCCGAGCCCUCCGAAGUUUGCGGCGGAGCCAAACCCUCAAAAGCCUACUUCAACUUCCGGGGUUGAAAAACAAAGGGAUGAGAAGAUAGCCCAGUCUCAAAGCCUUGCGAAAGCUUUUACCGAGCUAAAGGGUGCGGGAGACAUUCCAUCAACUUCAACUUCCAUAGAUGAAAGACAAAGGGUUGCUUGGAGCCCUCAAGCACAAAAGGGUCAAGAUCCAACUCCUCCAAAAGCUGCUUCAACAACAACAGAUACACAAAAGCAAAAUGACAUUGAUCAAAAGUCCAUCGAAAAGAAGGAUACAUUGGUUAAGGGAAAUGGGAAGGAUAAAGAAACAAAUGAAUUUGAGAAAGUUGUGGAAAGGAAUAUGGCCAAGGGAAAGCAAACUGUAGAGAAAAUUGCAGAGUCUGUAAUGGCAGAAAAGGCUAUCAUAAAGAAUAUUUUAGAGAAGGGAAAGGAGAAGAAAAAGGGAUCUGCAGAAACAGGAAUAACGGAGAAAAUGAAGAAUCUAGCAAACAAGAAGCUGAAUAAAGAAGAAAAGCAGAGUCUGAUAAAUGUUGGAGCAGCAGUUCUUGUGAUUGUGGCACUUGGGGUUGGAGUUUAUGCAUCCUACCGCUAUAGCUCCUCUGGAAAAGCUGAAAAAUCGUAAUUUUCAUUCUCAUAUGUUAACAUAAUAAGCAUUGAUCUGUAAUUUAUAAACUACCUCUGAGUUU